This is a messenger RNA of Trichobilharzia regenti, 870 nucleotides long. NCBI's taxonomy places the organism in Eukaryota, Metazoa, Platyhelminthes, Trematoda, Strigeidida, Schistosomatidae. The record is from the annotation of a GenBank genome assembly.
AUGGCGACGAUGACCAGCCCACAAUCAACCGCUGCUCCAUUCGUUAAUACAUCAUUAUCGAUGAAUACUGAAAAGAUCAAUCUUACCUUGGACACAACAACCUUAAAUAUUUCCAGUCCAACAACAAAUCCACCAUCUCUAUCAGAUACAGUUUUCAUCAGCAGAGUUCAAACGCUUUUCACAGUCAAUGCGGUCUUAUAUAAUUUACAGGGUAACGGAGGUGUCCCAUGGUCUGAUGAUUAUAAUGACUAUUUAUCAGUUGCAUACAUCGCAUUGGCAUCACAAUUUUGCAGCACGAUCACACUCAGUUUAUCAAAUGCAAAUCCCUUAAUUUUUCAAGGUGCUAGAUGUGCAAAAGUUAUAUUCAUAAGAGUUCCUUUAUUUAUUCGUGUAAAAAGACAAAUCAGUAGCAGUACUAAUAAUAAUAGUAGCAGUACAGAUUUUGGAGUUCAAGGCAGUACAACAGUGGAACUUCAGACUGUAUCAGCAUCUCAGAUGAGUCAAACACAAUUCUCUGAACUACUAACUCAAGGUUAUAGUCAACUUAAUAAUACAGUCGGCAUACAAUUAAACAACAUAGAAACAACGCGUACUUCACCAGCUAUAACAUGCCAAAAUAUUCAAUUAGUUUGUGGACAACAUGCAUCCUGUCGAAAUACUGAGAAUGGUGUAACAUGUACGUGUGAUCCAAUGUGGCAGGAUGUAAAUCCAUCCGAUCCUGGGAAAAACUGUUCAUUACAUCCUGGAACUAUUGCUUUGAUAGUAUUCGCUGCGCUUCUACUAUUAGCAGCAAUUGGUGCAAUCAUCUAUUUUGUUAUUAAGACAAAAUCAGUGAAAAAAUUGAAACUGAAAGCAAAUACAAUGAAUUAA